AUUUCUCCCCCUCUACAUCUCUAUCAAACCCGCUUCUCUGUUCUAGGGUUCGAAGUUAGAUUCCGAUCAUAUCGCUUCUCCAUUUCGAUUCUCUCACCCACUCUCUAUAUUGUCUUCAUCUAAAUUUUCCUGUUUUUUCUUUGGGUUUUAAAAAUUUCUGAUUGGAUUUAGGCUUACGAAUUUUUGUUUUCCAGUUCGCAUUUGCAUGCGGUUCAAAUUCGAAGGUGUUUUGCUUCAUAUUUUGUGUAUUGUGGUUUAAAUUCAUGGGACGCGGUAGAAGUUUCAUUGCCUGAAGACUACAUUUGGGGAAUUCUCUCAUCGAUUGAGCGGCGGAUGUUUGCUUCCAGUAUGGAUACUGUGCGGGACACAGCUAGAAAUGCAGGAACGUUGUUAAUCCCAAUGCGGUUUGUCUGGCCGUAUGGGGGAAGAAGUGUAUUUCUCAGCGGUUCUUUUACCAGGUGGUCGGAGCUUGUUCCUAUGACGCCUAUGGAGGGCUGUCCUACUGUUUUUCAGGCUAUUUACAGCUUAACCCCUGGAUAUCACCAGUAUAAAUUUUUUGUUGAUGGAGAAUGGCGGCACGAUGAGCAGCAGACUUGUAUUUCUGGUGAAUAUGGGGUUGUAAACACUGUUCUCUUGGCUACAGAGCCUAGUUAUGCUGCUCCACUUGCCAAUCCAGAGAUGGCCCCUGGAUCUAGCAUGGAUGUGGAUAAUGAUGCUGUCCGUCGCUUGGUCCGAAUAAAUGAUGGACGAUUGUCAGAGGCUGUGCAUAGUAUAUCAGAGGCUGAUCUGCAGUGCUCCCGUCACCGCAUAUCUGCAUUCUUGUCCACACAUACUGUUUACGAGUUGCUCCCGGAGUCAGGCAAGGUUGUUGCUUUGGACAUUGACUUACCUGUGAAGCAAGCUUUUCAUAUAUUGCAUGAGCAGGGUAUCCCAACAGCUCCUCUUUGGGAUUUCAGCAAGGGGCAAUUUGUUGGAGUUCUCAGUGCUUCAGAUUUUAUUUUGAUAUUAAAAGAACUUGGGAAGCGUGGCUCAAACCUGACAGAGGAGGAGCUUGAAACACAUACUAUAUCUGCUUGGAAAGAGGGUAAAGCAUAUUUGAAUGGUCGAGUGGAUGGGCAAGGAAGAUUCUUGUCAAGACAGUUCAUUCACGCUGAACCGUUUGAUAAUUUGAAAGAUGUUGCUUUAAAGAUCUUGCAAAAUCAGGUGGCUACAGUUCCCAUAAUUCAUUCAUCUGCAGAAGAUGGAUCGUUUCCACAAUUGUUGCAUCUUUCUUCACUUUCUGGAAUACUAAAAUGUAUCUGCAGGUACUUUAGGCAUUGUUCCAGCCUGUUGCCUGUGCUCCAACUGCCAAUUUUUGCAAUUCCAGUUGGAACAUGGGUCCCAAAAAUUGGAGAAUCGAAUAGAAGACCAUUAGCUAUGUUGAGACCUAGUGCUUCCCUUAGCUCAGCGUUAAACUUACUGAUUCAAGCUCAAGUUAGUUCGAUACCCAUAGUUGAUGACAACGAUUCAUUGCUGGAUGUAUAUUGCCGAAGUGAUAUAACAGCUCUUGCGAAGGACAGAGCUUAUACACACAUUAAUCUUGAUGAAAUGACCAUUCAUCAGGCAUUGCAACUUGGACAAGAUUCUUUCUCUCUUUAUGAGCCACGAAGUCAACGAUGUCAGAUGUGUUUGCGAUCCGACUCGUUGCAUAAAGUAAUGGAUCGUUUGGCAAACCCAGGUGUUCGACGGCUUGUAAUUGUGGAAGCUGGCAGCAAACGAGUAGAAGGGAUUAUUUCGCUAAGUGACGUUUUCAAGUUCUUGCUUGGUUAGUCAAAAAAGCAUUGAGGAUAAAGAACGAAGGACGAUCCCAAGGGGGGGUUUGUGCAAAAAAAAAAGAGAUGAUGCGUAGAGGAGGAUUGUACACUAUCCAUCUGCAUAGUUGUUAGUGAUGGGGAAGGACUUUGUCUUCUUCAUUUGAUUGGGUUUAGCCUCUCACUUCCAUCGCCUGGCUUUUGAAGGAAUUUUAGGGUGGAGUGGAGAAAAAAGAGAGGGCCACAGUACAAAAAAGAAAAAAAAAAAAAAAAAAAGGUACAAUUGGGAGGGAGGACUUGAAUAGCGUUCAAAUUUCUCAACUCCCCCUUUUCCAUUUAUUAUUAUUUAUCAGUUUAUUAUGAAGGCCUUGCCUUGAUUGCUACUAAUGUAGAUUAUCAGGAUUGUUAUCAAGCUCUGUUCUUUCCUCACCUGAAGAGAA
Messenger RNA from Cucurbita maxima (winter squash), 2230 nucleotides. RefSeq names its product sucrose nonfermenting 4-like protein. The record is from RefSeq and is a predicted model, not a curated record. The coding region runs from base 334 to 1809 and encodes 491 amino acids. The transcript is spliced from 14 exons. Lineage: Eukaryota; Viridiplantae; Streptophyta; Magnoliopsida; Cucurbitales; Cucurbitaceae.